This is a messenger RNA of Onthophagus taurus, 1000 nucleotides long. RefSeq names its product enoyl-CoA delta isomerase 2-like. The record is from RefSeq and is a predicted model, not a curated record. Lineage: Eukaryota; Metazoa; Arthropoda; Insecta; Coleoptera; Scarabaeidae.
CCAUACAGCAUCUUACGUAGGUUAUGUUUUUCCAGAAUGUUUUUAAUUAAUAAGUCUUAUAGAUAAUAACAAUAAUAAGAUAAGUGACUCGACUAUUUUUGAAAUCUUAGUUCAAUUAUAACUUAGCAACCCAUCUAACUGAAUUUCAGUGUAGUUCUAUUCAUUUAAGAUUCAACACAAAAGUAAUAAUGGACAGAUUAUUAAUAUCCUUUAAAAAUGGUGUGAGAACCAUUAAGUUUAACAUGCCAUCAAGAAAAAAUGCUGUUUCCCAUAAAGUUUACAAGGAAUUAGGUAAAAUUUUCAACGAAGACGCAGAAAACGAUAAAAUAAUAGUAACAAUUAUAACCGGAUUUGGAGAAUAUUUCACCAGCGGAAAUGAUUUUAAAGCUAUCAUGGAAUACGCCUCCGAAGAUGGAAUGCCGGAAGUAGCACAUCAAGCAUUCAAAAACUUCAUCAAAGCAUUUAUUGACUAUCCAAAGAUUAUUAUAGGAGUAGUAAAUGGGCCAGCUGUUGGAAUUGGAGCCACUCUUUUAGGAUUAUGUGAUAUUGCUUAUGCUUCUGAUAAAGCUACAUUCCAUGCUCCAUUUUUACGUUUGGGAUUAUGCUGUGAAGGGGCUUCCAGCCUUCAUUUUCCUUUAACAAUGGGUAGAAGUAGAGCUAGUGAAAUGUUAUUGUUGGCAAAGAAGAUAACUGCUCAAGAAGCUGAGAAAUUUGGGUUGGUUUCAAAAGUGAUUCCUCAUGAACAACUUGAUUCUUUCAUUGAAGAAUUACACCAAUAUGGGGAUUUGCCACUUAAUGCUGUUAAAAUUAAUAAGAAAUUAAUUGUUGAUAAUUAUAGGCAAUGGUUCCAUGAUUCUAAUUUAAGAGAAUGUACUGCUCUUGAGGAAAGAGCUGCUUCUGAAGAUUUUAUGAAUAGUGUUAUAAGUUUUAUGAAUAAGAAAAGUAAAAUGUAAAAGUUUUUUAAUAUAGUUUUUUUAUCAAUAAAAUAUCAAUAACAUUU